AUGGAAAUUGAUAACUCGAAAGAGAACGGCAACACUGAGGUAGAAUUAACCGAAACGGAAAAUGAGUUAUACGACCGACAAAUACGUUUAUGGGGACUGGAAUCACAGAAGCGUCUGCGUACCGCAAAAAUACUAAUAUCUGGUCUAAGCGGAAUUGGUGCAGAAGUUACCAAAAACAUCAUUCUGUCGGGUGUACAUGCUGUUAAAUUGAACGACUCUAAUGAUGUGACAGAAGAUGACUUCUGCUCCCAAUUUUUAGCGCCUCGAACUAGUUUGGGAAAAAAUCGAGCGGAAUCGUCAAUCGAGAGGGCGAGAGCUUUGAAUCCCAUGGUUGAAAUUUCAGCCGAUACCCAACCAAUUUCCGAAAAAAAUGAAGAAUACUUCCGGGGAUUUGAUGUGGUUGUCAUUACCGGGGCACCAAACAGCGAACUGUUGCGUAUUGAUGAGAUAUGCCGUCGAAAUGACAUUAAGUUCUUUGCCGGCGACGUUUGGGGUAUGUUUGGAUACACAUUUGCAGACUUGAAAGAUCAUACGUUUGUAGAGGACGUUGCUAAACAUAAGGUCAUAUCAAAGCCAAAUGAAAAAGUUAAGACUGAACUGGUCACUACAACUGUUCAAAGAGAACUCAAAUUUGCUCCUUACCAAGCUGUUGUGGAUUUUGAUAUAACCACUCCGGCAUAUCAGAAAAAAUUGAAACGUACUGGUCAGGCUCUUAUACUUUUGCGUAUAUUGCAAAAAUUCCGUGAAGAAUUUAAGCGCGACCCAUCUUACAAAACCCGAGAGAAUGACUUGAAAGAGUUGCUUCGGAUUCGAGAUAAAGUUGGAAAUCCCGAACUCAUAACUGCCGAUUAUUUGGAAAAUACAUUCAGUCAAAUAUCACCAGCUGCGGCAGUAGUUGGUGGCGUUUUGGCCCAAGAAAUCAUCAAAACAGUAACGAAGAAAGAAGCCCCCAAUUGUAAUUUAUUCCUAUUUGACCCACUGACCUGCUGCGGAUUUAUUGAAUCGAUUGGCGUAAACUAA
Messenger RNA from Musca vetustissima, 1020 nucleotides. It is a transcript of the gene Aos1, whose product is annotated as SUMO-activating enzyme subunit 1. The record is from RefSeq and is a predicted model, not a curated record. Gene Ontology annotation, cellular component: SUMO activating enzyme complex; cytoplasm. The transcript is spliced from 2 exons. Gene Ontology annotation, biological process: protein sumoylation. The coding region runs from base 1 to 1020 and encodes 339 amino acids. Lineage: Eukaryota; Metazoa; Arthropoda; Insecta; Diptera; Muscidae. Gene Ontology annotation, molecular function: SUMO activating enzyme activity.